Molecule: messenger RNA, 1414 nt
Organism: Dendrobium catenatum
Lineage: Eukaryota; Viridiplantae; Streptophyta; Magnoliopsida; Asparagales; Orchidaceae
Product: probable aldo-keto reductase 1
Exons: 7
Coding region: 13-1059 (348 amino acids)
Cellular component (GO): cytoplasm
Source: RefSeq, a predicted model, not a curated record
AGAUCGCAAGCAAUGGAGGAGCAAAGCCAAAUCCUCAUACCAAGAGUGAAGUUGGGAUCUCAGGGAUUAGAGGUAUCUAAAUUAGGGUUUGGGUGUAUGGGUCUCACUGGAAGGUAUAAUUCUCCUGUGUGUGAAGAAGAGGGGAUUUCCAUCAUCAAGGAAGCUUUUGAAAAAGGCAUAACCUUUUUUGACACCUCCGAUGUUUAUGGACCUCAUACUAAUGAAAUCCUGCUUGGCAAGGCACUGAAGCAGCUUCCGAGGGAAAAGAUUCAAUUGGCGACUAAAUUUGGCAAUGUGGGGUUUGAUGAAGGAGGAAACCCUAUCGUAAAUGGUAAGGCAGAGUAUGUGAGGGCUUGCUUGGAAGGAAGCCUCAAGCGGCUUGGAUUGGAUUACAUCGAUUUGUAUUAUCAGCACCGGGUUGAUCAAACUGUGCCCAUUGAAGAAACAGUUGGAGAACUUAAGAAGUUGGUUGAGGAGGGUAAGGUAAAGUAUGUUGGGCUAUCAGAAGCAAGCGCUGAUACAAUCAGGCGAGCUCAUGCUGUUCACCCAAUUAGUGCAUUGCAAAUAGAGUGGUCUCUUUGGACUAGAGAUAUCGAGGAAGAGAUAAUCCCACUUUGCAGAGAGCUUGGGAUUGGAGUAGUUCCAUAUAGUCCUAUUGGCCGUGGCUUUUUUGCUGGUAAAGCAGUUCUUGAAAGUGUGCCUGCAAAUAGUGCACUGGCUUCACACCCAAGAUUCAGUGAAGAAAAUCUAGAGAAAAAUAAGAUGCUAUACUUCAGGUUAGAGAAAUUGGCUACAAAACACCAAUGCACAACAGCUCAGUUAGCUUUGGCUUGGGUACUUCAUCAAGGAAACGAUGUUGUUCCUAUUCCAGGGACAACAAAGAGCAAGAAUCUGAGCAGCAACAUUGGCUCUUUAAAUGUGAAACUGACAGAAGAUGACUUGAAAGAACUUUCAAAUGCAAUCUCAAUCCAAGAGGUUGCUGGUUCAAAUAAUUGGGGUUACAUGGAAUCAAUCUCAUGGAAGUAUGCAAAUACGCCUGCAAAAGCUAGGGAUGCAUAAAAUCGAUCAAAUUCCCAAACAAAGCACCGGCCUUUCACCUUCUCUGGUACUAUUUCUCUGCAUUGUAUUAGAUUUAGAUUUUGUUUGGGACAACUUUUUUACUGUUUUUUAAAACAGUUUUUUAGUAUAAAAUUAAAAAUUAUGUGCUAAAAGAUUACUUUAAAAAGCAGUAAGAAAACCGUCUCAAACGAAAUCUUAGAGAGAUGGGAUGAAACUAUUGCAUUCUGAGUUUCUCACAUCAUCUUUAUUCUGUAUGGAAUGUCUUGAGGCGGAUGUAGUCUUGUAUCAAGGAUAAUUCUUGAAUAAACUCUCAAAUGAGCAUAAUAAAUGAAAAUUUAUGAGAUUUUUUAUUUUA